Hyposmocoma kahamanoa is the source of this 1615-nucleotide messenger RNA. RefSeq lists its product as uncharacterized. The coding region runs from base 1 to 1494 and encodes 497 amino acids. The record is from RefSeq and is a predicted model, not a curated record. NCBI's taxonomy places the organism in Eukaryota, Metazoa, Arthropoda, Insecta, Lepidoptera, Cosmopterigidae. Gene Ontology annotation, molecular function: zinc ion binding; nucleic acid binding. The transcript is spliced from 4 exons.
AUGACAAGGUUUGCUCGAGCGAAAGGCUCGAAGGCAUCGAACGAAAAAGCUCCCGAAGAUGGUACACCUUGGGAAGUGAUGAAGGAACAACUUUUGACAUCUAAAAAGGACAACGAAGAUGCCAAGAAAAGGCAAGAAACAGAAAAGCAGCGCAUGGAAAACUAUGAAAACUUCCUGAAGGAGCAGAAGAUUCAGAAAAGAAAGGCCACUUGGUGUGAUUUCCCUGAAACAGAAAAUGCCAAGGAAUCAAAUAAUUUAUCACAAUCCAUGCAGACCCCUUCUAAAAAGAAGAAAAUUAAAAACAAGGCAAAGAAUCAAUUGAGUACUAGUCAUGAUAAUUGUCAGUCAGUUGACACAAAGCAUGUUGAAGACUCACAAAUUGAUACUAAUGCUUGUAAAGUACAGACUGAACAGCAAAAACCUAAAAAGAAAAAGAAAAAACAUAUAACCCAAAAUGACUUGAACUAUAAUGAUAAAGGAAAUUUUGAAAACAAAAAUAAUCCAAAUCCAGAUGACUCAAAGCUUGCACUACCAGAAACUCCACAAAAACUUGAUAAAAAGAAUAAAAAAAAGAAAAAUAAGCAUAAAAACUCCUCACUAGAAUCAGCAAACUCUAAUAAAAACCUAAAUAAUGCCAAUACAAACACCAACAAUGAAUUUCCUGAUUCAGAAGUAAACACAGCUCAAACCACUCAGCACAAAAUGAAGAAAAAAAAUAAAAGAUCCAAUCCUAAUGGGGAUACUAUAGACAAAAGUCAAAUUAAUAAGGAGAAUAAAAUAAAAGCUCUCAAAAAAAAGAAGGAAAAGAAACUAAUUGAUGGGCAACCUGUACGUAGAAAACAGAUAAAUGAUAGAAGUUUUCAACUCAUUAUAAAUGGUAAAGAUGUUGAACUGGUUAGAUUUGAUGGCUUUCCUAUUAUGAGAAAAGAUGCUGACCGUCUUGAGGAUUUGAAGAGAAAUAUGCUGAAGAAAGGAAUUCCAAAAAGUGAAGUUAACAGGACUUUGAAGUUGGAAAGGAGAAGGGCUGAAAAAGCACUGGCUAGACUGAAGAGAGAUGUUUGCUACAAUUGUAGGAAAGGCGGACACAACUUGUCUGAUUGUCCUGAAUUGAAAUCCAAGAUACCAGGAGUGGAUGGGGCAGAUGGAGUAUGCUUUAAGUGUGGAUCUACGGAGCAUAGACAAUUUGAAUGCAAAGUGCAAAGAGACAAAGAGUUCCGAUUUGCUACUUGCUUUAUUUGCAAAGAACAGGGUCACAUAGCAAGACAGUGCCCUGACAAUCCCAAAGGACUAUAUCCAAAUGGAGGAAGUUGCAAAUUAUGUGGAGAUGUCACCCAUUUGAGGAAAGAUUGCCCUACUGCUAGUGACAAGAAAGACGAAACUUCUAUGAAACUGCACACCUUAGAUAGCUCUGACAAUAUAGAAAGUAUUGGGCAAGAAAUUCAAGGAGUACCUAGUAAUGGGAAUAUUAAAAAGCCCAAGAAAAUCAAGUUCUAAUAGGUACUCUUUUUGUAAUCGUGCAAUGAAAUAAAACAAUUAUUUAGUAAAACUAAUCUAUUAAUUGUUUAAAUAAACAAUUCAAAUAACAUAAAAUUUUAUUUACUCAGGAGAUCAUAGG